Messenger RNA from Diuraphis noxia (Russian wheat aphid), 565 nucleotides. Its product is annotated as larval cuticle protein 1-like. Gene Ontology annotation, molecular function: structural constituent of chitin-based larval cuticle. Gene Ontology annotation, cellular component: chitin-based extracellular matrix. NCBI's taxonomy places the organism in Eukaryota, Metazoa, Arthropoda, Insecta, Hemiptera, Aphididae. The record is from RefSeq and is a predicted model, not a curated record.
CGUUCACCCAGUCAGUUCAGUUAUUGGAACCAUUACUGUUGGACAUUCUAAUACGCAUAUACCUUCAUUUUUUCAUUUCACCGAUCAAGGAAAAACAAAAUGAACACAACCACGGUUUUAAUUUUGGCGAUGUUCGUCUUCUCACAAUGGUCGACCACUGAUGCAGCGUCUACGUAUCCGACAGAAAAACCAAAGACACCGGUGAUAGCGCAUCUAUUGAGAAACGACUACGUCUCCGAUAGCAAYGGACAGUUUAGCCUCAACUACCAGGUGGAUGACGGGACAUCGCAGACCAGGCAAGGAACGUUAGUAUUGAACGACGAAGGAGACGAUUACGUUUUGAUUCAGAAAGGUUCAUAUUCGUACAUUUCUCCCGAAGGCAUCAAUGUUACGGUGACAUACACAGCCGACAAGGAAGGUUUCAAGAUUGUUGAAUCUAGCAACGACGUCCCAGCCAGAGUGUGACUGAAAAAUUCAUAGUCAUAUUAUGUCCAUAGUAUCAUUAUCAUAUUUUAGCAGGUUUAAUUCUCUCGUGCAAAUUGUAAAUUGUUCAUUAUUAUCUCAA